Microtus ochrogaster (prairie vole) is the source of this 1227-nucleotide messenger RNA. It is a transcript of the gene Pax9, whose product is annotated as paired box 9. Gene Ontology annotation, biological process: anatomical structure development; regulation of transcription by RNA polymerase II. Lineage: Eukaryota; Metazoa; Chordata; Mammalia; Rodentia; Cricetidae. Gene Ontology annotation, molecular function: RNA polymerase II cis-regulatory region sequence-specific DNA binding; DNA-binding transcription factor activity, RNA polymerase II-specific. The record is from RefSeq and is a predicted model, not a curated record.
AUGCUCCAAGUAGGAAGGAGGUCUGGCCGCAGCUUAUUUGGGGCCGUUUGUCCCAGGCCGGAACCGUCCGGUUUCGGGGCAGCACCAUUCCAAUCAGGAGGGUGUUAUAGCCCUGUCCCCGGACUCUCGUGGACGCCGAGUGGCAGGCGGCUGUCCCAAGCAGCGGGUGCGCGUUGUUGCGCGCUCUAUGCUCCUUUUGCAGAGCCAGCCUUCGGGGAGGUGAACCAGCUGGGAGGAGUGUUCGUGAACGGAAGGCCGCUGCCCAACGCCAUUCGGCUUCGCAUCGUGGAAUUAGCCCAACUGGGCAUCCGACCUUGUGACAUCAGCCGCCAGCUACGGGUCUCGCACGGCUGCGUCAGCAAGAUCCUGGCGCGCUACAACGAGACGGGCUCGAUUUUGCCCGGAGCCAUCGGGGGCAGCAAACCCCGGGUCACCACUCCCACCGUGGUGAAACACAUCCGGACUUACAAGCAGAGGGACCCAGGCAUCUUCGCUUGGGAGAUCCGGGACCGCCUGCUGGCGGAUGGCGUGUGCGACAAGUACAACGUGCCCUCGGUGAGUUCCAUCAGCCGGAUUCUGCGCAACAAGAUCGGCAACUUGGCCCAGCAGGCUCAUUACGACACGUACAAGCAGCACCAGCCUGCGCCUCAGCCCGCGCUACCUUACAACCACAUCUACUCGUAUCCCAGUCCCAUCGCGGCGGCCGCUGCUAAGGUGCCUACACCACCCGGGGUGCCGGCCAUCCCCGGUACAGUGGCCAUGCCGCGCACCUGGCCCUCCUCUCACUCUGUCACCGACAUCCUGGGCAUCCGCUCUAUCACCGACCAAGGAGUGAGCGACAGCUCCCCCUACCACAGCCCCAAGGUGGAGGAGUGGAGCAGCCUGAGCCGCAACAACUUCCCGGGCGCGGCCCCGCACGCAGUGAAUGGACUGGAGAAGGGGGCCUUGGAGCAGGAGGCCAAGUACGGGCAGGCACCAAAUGGCCUCCCAGCUGUGAGCAGUUUUGUAUCAGCAUCCAGCAUGGCUCCUUACCCUACUCCAGCUCAAGUGUCACCUUACAUGACCUACAGUGCUGCUCCUUCAGGUUAUGUGGCUGGACACGGGUGGCAACAUGCCGGCAGCACCCCUCUGUCCCCUCACAACUGUGACAUUCCCGCAUCGCUGGCUUUCAAGGGAAUGCAGGCAGCCAGAGAAGGUAGCCACUCUGUGGCGGCUUCUGCACUCUGA